Maniola jurtina (meadow brown) is the source of this 3475-nucleotide messenger RNA. RefSeq lists its product as uncharacterized. Lineage: Eukaryota; Metazoa; Arthropoda; Insecta; Lepidoptera; Nymphalidae. Bases 2 to 3403 code for a protein of 1133 amino acids. The transcript is spliced from 15 exons. The record is from RefSeq and is a predicted model, not a curated record. Gene Ontology annotation, molecular function: transmembrane transporter activity. Gene Ontology annotation, biological process: transmembrane transport. Gene Ontology annotation, cellular component: membrane.
UAUGGGAACACAACCUGAGGGCAAAGGAGAUGGGAUUAAUGGCAGAAAAGGAAGUGUUUUCCAAAAGCCGUUGGACCUUGACGAAGUGUUGACCUCGGAACUGGGCCAGUUCGGUUGGUACCAGCAACGAAACAUCCUUCUGGUCGCUUUACCUAUUAUAUUGUCGACGUUUAUCAAUGAGUUCAUAUUCUCUGCUGCCGCUAUACCACACAGAUGUCGUAUCACUGAAUGCGGCGAGGAUGGUAAAUCUCACGUCUACGGUCCUGAAUGGAUAUUGAAUGCCGUGCCAGAGUCUGGCUCAGGGUUUGCGAGUUGUGAGAGAUACGCGUCUAGCAACCCUGGCAUCAAUGGUACCUUAGAUUAUUGCCCGGACAAUUUAUUCGAUAAGUCUUCGACUACUGGUUGCGAGAGAUUUGUUUACGCUCGGGACAAUACUGUUGUAUAUGAUUUUGAUCUGGGAUGUCAAGAAUGGUUGAGAGCCAUUGCUGGCACGAUGAGCAGCGUGGGAACUCUGCUGGUGCUGCCCAUCACCGGCUACAUCUCCGACCGCUUCGGCCGAAGGUUCGCGCUCAUCAUCAGCGUCUUCAACCUGGGGCUGUUCGGCCUCAUCCGAGCCUUCUCCGUCAGUUACCCUAUGUACUUGGUGCUUCAUCUUCUACAGACCACAUUUGGAUCUGGUGCUUACAGUUCGUCGUAUAUUUUGGCUGCCGAACUGGUCGGUCCCAAAUACCGCGUCAUAACAAGUGCUUCCGCAGCAUCAAUGUUCGCCACGGGACAGGUCAUCCUCGGCGGAGUGGCCUGGCUGAUCCCCAACUGGCGCUACAUGAUCAUCGCACUCCACGUCCCUUGCUUCCUCAUCAUCGCAUACUACUGGCUGCUUUCCGAAAGCGUUAGGUGGCUGCUGUCGAAGAAACGGUACACGGAAGCGGAAAAGAUAUUGGAAACCGUAGCGAAGGCAAACAAAACGUAUAUCAGUGAAAAGUCAAUGCAAGCACUUAUGAAUCCUUCAGAAAGCGCUGUCGUCUCUGGUGAAGAGAAUCCUGGAUUAGUGCGCACCAUAUUGCGUUCUCCAGUUCUACGCAGAAGAGUUUGCACGACGCCAAUAUGGUGGAUCACCAUGACCUUCGUCUACUACGGCCUCUCCAUUAACUCUACUGGUCUCUCCGACACCAUGCAUCUGAACUAUAUCUUGACAUGCGCCAUAGAAAUCCCUGGUUACGUCACUGCAGUUCUGGUCCUGAACAGAAUUGGUAGAAAGGCUACUUUGUCUUCGGGCUAUUUCCUCAGCGCGGCUUGCAACAUCGCUUACAUCUUUGUUCCUAACCAUAUGAAUGUUCCUCGACUUAUCCUCUUCCUAGUGGGCAAGUUCGGUAUAUCGGUGGUGAUGACGUCGGUGUACCUGUUCACAUCGGAGCUGUAUCCCACGGAGUUCCGGCACACUCUGCUGGCGUUUUCUUCUAUGAUUGGUCGGAUUGGAUCCAUUACAGCUCCCCUCACUCCAGUGCUUAUGGAUUACUGGCACGGAAUACCAUCACUGAUGUUCGGCUUUAUGGCCGUCCUCUCCGGCGCGCUGGUGCUCACGCAGCCAGAGACCCUAGGCACUAAGCUACCCGAUACGCUCGCUGAGGCCGAAGCGCUGGGCAGAUCAGAGUCUAAAUUACGUCACGAUAGGAUUAUUACUAGGACAUAUUUAUUAUUACUGAUGAUAAAGAUAAACUUGAAAAUGGCUGCAGAAUCAAAAGGUGCAUCGGAAAACAAUGGAAAUAAUAGAAAAGGAAGUGUGUUCAAAAAGCCUAUAGAUCUGGAUUAUGUAUUAACUAACGAGCUGGGACAGUUCGGCUGGUUCCAGCUGCGCAACAUUCUCCUGGUUGCGAUACCUAUUGCGAUGUCUGCAUUUAUGAGCGAGUAUGUUUUUUCUGCUGCUGCCAUACCACACAGAUGUCGUAUCCCGGAAUGUGGCGAGGAGGGGAAAUUGCACAAGUUUGAUCCAGAUUGGAUCUUGGAUGCCGUGCCCGAGUCUUCUUCAGGAUUUGCAAGUUGUGAGAGGUACACCCCUCGGGGUCUCGGCACCAACGGUACCCUGGACUACUGCCCGGUUACCUUGUUUGACCAGUCUACUACCACUAGGUGUGAUGGUUUUGUGUACGCCAGGGACAAUACUGUGGUAUACGAGUUUGACCUCGGAUGUCAGGAUUGGAUGCGAGCAUUAGUUGGUACGAUGGCAAGCGUGGGCACUUUGCUGGUGCUGCCUAUUACGGGGUAUGUGUCCGACCGCUUCGGCCGAAGGUUCGCGCUCAUCAUCAGCGUCUUCAACCUGGCUCUCUUCGGCCUCAUCAGAGCAUUCUCUGUGAACUUCACCAUGUACUUGAUACUCCAGCUUCUUCAGACUACGUUUGGUGCCGGCACUUUCAGUUCAUCGUACAUUUUUGCUACCGAACUUGUCGGUCCCAAAUACCGGGUGAUAACAAGUGCCACAGCGUCCUCCAUGUUUGCGGUAGGACAAGUGAUCCUCGGCGGAGUAGCCUGGCUGAUCCCAGAAUGGCGCUAUAUGAUCAUGGCACUGCAUAUCCCUUGCUUCCUGAUAAUCAUCUACUAUUGGAUCCUCUCUGAAAGUGUGAGAUGGCUACUAUCGAAAAAACGUUACUCAGAAGCCCAAAAAGUUUUGGAAACAGUUGCGACAGUAAAUAAAACGUAUAUCAGUGAAAAAUCUCUGCAUGCACUCAUGAGCCCUUCUGAACCCGAAGAAGUCGUGCCAAACGCAAAGAAACCUGGACUGAUUCGCACUAUAUUAAAGUCUCCAGUUUUGCUCAGAAGAGUAUGUACCACUCCGAUUUGGUGGAUCACUUCAACUUUCGUCUACUACGGACUGUCAAUCAACUCUACCGGUCUUUCGGACACCGUGCAUUUGAAUUACAUUUUGACAUGCGCCAUCGAAAUCCCCGGUUACUUCACUGCGGUUCUUAUCUUGGAUAGAAUUGGUAGAAAGGCCACGCUGUCUAUUGGAUAUUUUCUCAGUGCGGCGUGUAAUAUUGUUUUCAUCUUUAUUCCUAACGAAAUGACUAUUGCUCGCCUAAUAAUCUUCUUGUUGGGCAAGUUCGGUAUAUCGGUGGUGAUGACGUCAGUGUACCUGUUCACAUCGGAGCUGUAUCCCACGGAGUUCCGGCACACUCUGCUGGCGUUCUCUUCUAUGAUUGGUCGGAUUGGAUCCAUUACAGCUCCCCUUACUCCAGUACUUAUGGAUUACUGGCACGGCUUCCCGUCGAUGCUGUUCGGAGGUAUGGGCAUCCUGUCGGGGCUGCUUGUGCUCACCCAGCCGGAGACCUUCGGCACCAUGAUGCCCGACACCCUUGCCGAAGCCGAAGCGCUGGGGAGACCAGAGUCUAAACUAAACUUGAAAAGUUGAUUGAACUAAACUAUUGAUCUCUUUGUUAGUUUUAAGCUUAAUCUUAAUGUAUUUUAUCUUACUUAUUAUAAU